UCGUUUCCUGUUUGGUUUUUUUGAGACUUGGUUUGACCUUUUCUCUUUGGCUUCUUCGGACCGUCGCUGCAUCUCCGAUGGCGAUUACUAAAAUUGCUCAAGUCUCGUGGAUUCUUACGUUUGUAUUGUUGUUGCUGACGGUUAAUUACGGCGAAGCUGUAUGGUUGACGAUUCCGGCGACGGGAGGGACAAAGUGUGUCUCAGAGGAGAUACAGAGCAACGUCGUCGUUUUGGCUGAUUACUAUAUUGUCGAUGAGCAUAAUCCUGAACACACUCCUGCUGUUUCUUCUAAGGUAACAUCUCCUUAUGGGAACAAUCUUCAUCAUCAAGAAAAUGUGACACAUGGUCAGUUUGCGUUCACAACUCAAGAAGCUGGUAACUACUUGGCUUGUUUCUGGGUUGAUGCUAGUCUAAAGCUAGCUAAUCCUCUAACCCUUGGGGUUGAUUGGAAGAUGGGUAUUGCUGCCAAAGAUUGGGACUCUGUUGCUAAAAAGGAAAAGAUCGAGGGUGUUGAGCUUCAGUUGAGGAGACUCGAAGGAUUGGUGCAAGCAAUUCGUGAGAACAUAAAUUACAUCAAAGACAGGGAAGCUGAGAUGCGGGAAGUGAGUGAAAAAACCAACUCAAGAGUGGCUUGGUUCAGUAUAAUGUCACUCGGGGUCUGCGUCGUGGUUGCUGGUACACAGAUAUUGUACCUCAAGCGGUAUUUCCACAAGAAGAAGCUCAUCUAAAAACUUGGCUUGAAGGGUACCUACUAUAUAUAUAGUAACAUCACACAUCCCCCACCUUGAAAAGAGGGAUAAAGGAUCAAGCUUGUAGAGUCAAUUGGUUAACGCCUUUUCGUUUACAUUUCAGUGAAACUUUACUCUACUAUCGAUAGUUACUUUAGAGAUCAUUGAGUUUGUGCACAGAUCGCUUUGUGUUUGAUUGAUCUCUGUUGGAUUAGACAAAAAUACAGUAAUGUGACAAUGUACCAAAGUUUUUGUUUUUGUUUUUUUUUGUUUCUGACAUUUUGAGGUCAUCUUAGUAUCUGAAUUCCGAAACACAUCUUAUAGUA
This is a messenger RNA of Camelina sativa (false flax), 1054 nucleotides long. RefSeq names its product transmembrane emp24 domain-containing protein p24delta5. NCBI's taxonomy places the organism in Eukaryota, Viridiplantae, Streptophyta, Magnoliopsida, Brassicales, Brassicaceae. The record is from RefSeq and is a predicted model, not a curated record.